AUGACGACGCCUGCUAUUCGGAUUCCCUUCACGGGACCAUUACCGCCUGCUAUCAUAAUCCCUCGAACUGCAGCAACGCUUGCAGGGGCAAUUGACGCUAUUAGCACUUUCUUGACGGCGCCACCGUCCUCAAAUCUCCGGGGCAUCGAUGUGGGGAGACAUUCCCAGACGGUACUACUGACUGGCGCAGGUAUCUCCGUCGCGUCUGGUCUGUCGGACUAUCGAGGCGACCAGGGUACCUACCGACUAAACAAAUCCUAUCGUCCUAUUUACUACCACGAGUUCGCCGCCCACCAUGAGUCGCGCAAGCGGUAUUGGGCGCGCAGUUUCAUCGGAUGGCCCGGGCUUUUGAAAGCAAAGCCGAACUUGACUCAUUGGGCAAUCAAAGAUCUUGGUGAUAAAGGGUACAUCAGUUCCGUGGUGACACAAAAUGUCGACUCGUUCCAUUCCCUCGCGCAUCCGGGCCUGCCUACCCUCGAACUACAUGGAUAUCUGCGAUCUGUCGUAUGUACUAGCUGUCGAACCCAACUUCCCCGCGCUGACUUCCAAGCGUCGCUGGAGAAACUCAAUCCAGCUUGGGCGGAGUUUUUGGCUCGUAUGAUUGCAGAGGGUGUGCUUGAUACGGAUAAUCAGGAGGAGCAACGGCAGAAAGGCUUGAAGCUCAACCCGGAUGGUGACGUUGAUCUCGCUGAAGCGCCAUAUUCUACUUUCCGUUACCCCUCCUGCCCGACCUGCUUGGAGAAUCCUCCUACGCUCAGCGAUGGCACGAAGGCGACUGUAGAGGUCGAGCGCGAUGGCGCAUUAUCGGCGACUUCCAAUGCGGGCAUUUUGAAACCAGCGGUGAUCAUGUUUGGAGAAAAUAUCGAUCCACUGGUGAAGACAGCGGCUGAAGAGGCGAUUGAUGAUGCUGGGCGGCUACUCAUCUUGGGUAGCAGCCUGGCGACUUUCUCGGCGUGGCGCCUAGUGGAACGAGCACACAAACGAGGCAUGCCUAUUGGUAUUGUCAAUGUUGGUGGCCUCGGCGAAGGCACUUAUGCUACCGUCUUUAAAGGGCGCAACCGCCAAACCGGUGAAAUGGUGGCGCUGAAGGAAAUUCACUUGGAUUCAGAGGAGGGAACCCCAUCGACUGCAAUCCGUGAGAUCUCGCUCAUGAAGGAGCUGAAGCAUGAGAGUAUUGUUUCGCUUUACGAUGUCAUUCACACGGAAAACAAACUUAUGCUUGUUUUUGAGUUCAUGGAUAGAGAUUUGAAGAGAUAUAUGGACACUCGCGGCGAUCGUGGACAGCUGGAUCCUGCCACGGUCAAAUCCUUCAUGCACCAGCUACUCAAGGGUAUCGCCUUCUGCCAUGACAACCGAGUCCUCCACCGCGAUCUCAAGCCACAGAACCUCCUGAUCAACAAGAAGGGCCAGCUCAAGCUGGGUGACUUUGGACUGGCUCGCGCAUUCGGCAUCCCCGUCAAUACCUUCUCCAACGAAGUCGUCACUCUGUGGUACCGCGCACCGGACGUCCUCCUCGGGAGUCGCACCUACAACACCAGCAUUGAUAUCUGGUCCGCUGGCUGCAUCAUGGCAGAGAUGUACACGGGCCGUCCGCUUUUCCCUGGCACAACUAACGAGGAUCAAUUGAUCAAGAUCUUCCGUCUGAUGGGCACGCCGUCUGAACGUACAUGGCCCGGUAUCUCUCAGCUGCCAGAAUACAAGUCCGACUUCCAAAUCUACGCCACGCAGGAUCUGUCACUGAUUAUCCCGCAAAUGGAUGCUAUCGGCAUGGAUUUGUUGAACCGCAUGCUCCAACUCCGUCCGGAGAUGCGCAUCAGCGCCACUGAGGCCCUGCAGCACCCGUGGUUCCAUGAUCUGCCUCAGAUCCAGGCUAAAUUGCAGCAACAACACCAGCAGCAGCAGAUGGCCGGAUAUGGAGGCAUGAUCCCCCCGCAGUCCGCGUAUUAG
This is a messenger RNA of Penicillium robsamsonii, 1947 nucleotides long. Its product is annotated as cyclin-dependent serine/threonine-protein kinase phoA. The coding region runs from base 1 to 1947 and encodes 648 amino acids. NCBI's taxonomy places the organism in Eukaryota, Fungi, Ascomycota, Eurotiomycetes, Eurotiales, Aspergillaceae. Gene Ontology annotation, biological process: protein phosphorylation. The record is from RefSeq and is a predicted model, not a curated record. The transcript has 3 exons. Gene Ontology annotation, cellular component: cytoplasm; nucleus. Gene Ontology annotation, molecular function: cyclin-dependent protein serine/threonine kinase activity; NAD+ binding; ATP binding.